Messenger RNA from Gastrolobium bilobum, 669 nucleotides. Its product is annotated as protein ALP1-like. Lineage: Eukaryota; Viridiplantae; Streptophyta; Magnoliopsida; Fabales; Fabaceae. The transcript has 3 exons. The record is from RefSeq and is a predicted model, not a curated record. The coding region runs from base 1 to 669 and encodes 222 amino acids.
AUGAAUACUUACACAUUUCAAGUAUUGUGUUCUCUUGUACGUGUUAAGGGUAAGCUAAAGGAAGAUGGGUUAGUAUCAAUAGUAGAACAAGUAGCUAUGUUUUUACACAUAUUAGCUCACCAUGCUAAAAAUCGUGUCAUCAAGUUUAAAUUCCAACGGUCGGGGGAAACUGUUAGUAAAUACUUCAAUUUAGUUUUAAAGUGUGUGCUGAGGUUGCAAGAAAUUUUAAUGAAGCUACCAGAUCCAGUUUCUGAGAAUUGCACUGACGAUAGGUGGAAAUGGUUUAAGGGUUGUCUUGGAGCUUUAGAUGGAACUUAUAUUACUGUUAAUGUUCCUGAGGUUGACAAGCCAAGAUAUAGAAGUCGAAAAGGUGAAAUUGCCACAAAUGUGUUUGGAGUGUGCUCACGAGGCAUGAAAUUUGUAUAUGUGUUGCCGGGUUGGGAGGGUUCAGCUUUAGAUGCUAGGGUAUUGCACGAUGCAAUUAAUAGGAGAAAUGGCCUUAAGGUUCCAACGGGUAAGAACGUGGGGACAAUGUACCAUCUAAGCGAGUGGAGACAUGGACAUGUUCCGGCAACUCCUCAAGAAGUUUUCAAUAAGCGACAUGCUCAAGCUAGAAAUGUCAUAGAAAGGACAUUUGGGUUAUUGAAGAUGCGUUGGGCAAUUCUUUGA